AUGGCCAUGCCUCGCCCUCACAGGCGUCGCAAGGAAAAGAAGCUCAUGACCAUGGACGAUGUGAACGAGCGCUUCCCUCUUGCAAAGUACAAGGUCUGGAGAGCCUCACGCGAGGCCCAUGGACUGCCUGCCGCCGGCGGUGUCAGCGCUGCCCCGAGUCGCGCUCCAAGCAUUCGACACUCCGAUCCGCCAACCCUGCAAGACCCACCUCAAUCUCCUCGUACCACUCUAGAAAUUGCCCAACAAUACCAUGCCACCACCAUUACCGCUGCCUCGUCGACUGCCCCCAUCACUACUUAUGACAAAGUGCCAUUGGAAAAGACAGAGACCGUUGCGUCCUCUAUACACGAACAUGACCACGAGUCUGACGACGAAGACGACCCCAUCCGUACUGCCGCGCCACCUGAAAUGGUUGCGCCCCCUGNNGGAGACACUUGCGCCAUCUGUCUGGAUAACCUCGAAGAUGAUGACGACGUUCGCGGUCUCACUUGUGGUCACGCUUUCCAUGCAGCCUGUCUCGACCCAUGGCUCACCUCUCGUCGUGCAUGCUGCCCCCUGUGCAAGGCCGACUACUAUGUUCCAAAGCCUCGUGGUGCAGAUGAUGUCGACGAAACUGGUCGUAGGGAGCGCGGCAUGCGUUUACCCUCAAGCCCUGCCGCUGCUUGGAUUGGUGCUCGUAGAUCAGGUACCACGGGCAGGAGGCGCAUGAUGCUGGGUGGUCCGAGAUUCCUGGUAGCCGAAUCUCACACCGACCAGCAUGGCUUCCCACAAGUCGUGCAAAGAGGUCCGGACCCCGGCAACGCACGUGAGACUCAAGGUGGUUGGUUCAGUGGAUUGACCCGUUUUUCGAACCCUCUUCGACGCGGAAAUGGUUCGACGCAGGGCAACAAUACAACUACUACACCAAGCGAUCUUGAAGCUGGAACUUCAAGAUAG
Messenger RNA from Aureobasidium uvarum, 936 nucleotides. The record is from the annotation of a GenBank genome assembly. NCBI's taxonomy places the organism in Eukaryota, Fungi, Ascomycota, Dothideomycetes, Dothideales, Saccotheciaceae.